Messenger RNA from Colletotrichum tamarilloi, 339 nucleotides. RefSeq lists its product as uncharacterized. The record is from RefSeq and is a predicted model, not a curated record. The coding region runs from base 1 to 339 and encodes 112 amino acids. NCBI's taxonomy places the organism in Eukaryota, Fungi, Ascomycota, Sordariomycetes, Glomerellales, Glomerellaceae. The transcript has a single exon.
AUGGCCUUGGUCCUAGUCCUUCGACGUUUACGAAGGGCAUGGUGGACAAUGAGAUGUGGAGUCCCUAUAGCGAACAGCGCAAAAAGAGGCAUUUAUGCUAGCCAUGACGGCGUUGAAUCGCCUGGCGCCCAUUAUCGGCGUGUACGACUUCUCAUGAUCACCGAGGCAUCGGAAAAGGAAGGCGGUGGCAGAGUAACACUGGUCGAUGUUGGCGGCGGCAGCAGCCAUGAGAUUCAGUCUAUCUGCGAGAACACUGGCCUGCCGCUUGCACGUUGUGUGUUCCAGGACAAGGAGACUGUCAUCUCGAAGGUCGAAAAUCGGGGACUCUGCCGGGAUUGA